AUGUGCAUUGCGGGUGAGUUUUUCGUUGCAAAUUAGCCGAGUACGAGUGAUUUUCUGACAUUUUUGAGUGAAAACACAUCUGCUACUGGUUUCGCUGAGCUUUUCUAAUUGGACAACGAGAGAAGUGUGCGUGUAGUGGCCCAGGGACAUGAGAAAUAUUGGAAAAUUUACACAUUGCACUGCAACAGUGAAUGUGAGUGCUCCAGAGAAAUAUAUUCGUGGUUACUGGAGAAAACAGAAAUCGGAUGGGAAAUUGAGCAGAGAAAAAAGAGGAAAAGUGCGAUUUCUGACUCGGGUAUUUUGCACAAACACCCGAACGGGCGGCUCAGAUUUUCAGAGGACAACAUCACAAACAUUUCAAACAGUCACCUCCCUGGGUGCCGUCGUUAGAAGAAAGGACGUUGACAUGCUUUUGAAGUACGAAAAUCAGCCCGGCCCAAAACUGUUGAGAAAAAAAACCGAUUUUUCAGAUUUUUCGCAUUUUUUUGGAACUAGAAAGAUCAAAAGCAAAGGAACUCUCAUAACAUCAGCGCGUAUCGAUUAUUUCUCAACUGGAAAUUAUCACGCGUCGAGGCGUUUCAUGAAGCUGUUGUGUGAAUUUGGCGGGGCAAAAUGCGCGCGUUGUCAUGGUGAAUGUGCUUCAUGCGAAUUGGGGAGCCGCGUGUGAUGCCGCGAGUCAGGUGCUCUGUGAUCAGAAGCGAGACUAAUCCGCGCGCGUGUCCUUGUUUCUGGCUGGCACGUCGAAAGGAGUUCUGGCAAGGGACUGGCUGACACAGAGGAAGCAGAAGUGGCGAAAGGGACUGAAACAAGAGGUCUCAGGCCUGUCUCUGGUCGGCCACCGGUAGAUGAUCGAUCAAUGGCACAGCUUGGCUCGAUUUUCAGUAGAGCUCGAAAAUUACGUUUUCCGACUUGCAUUAGCUAAUUCUCAUUAAAAAAGGUGAGUGAUCGGAUGUAGCGAACACCUAGUCGCACAAGGCGUCAUCCAUCACAGAUCAGGGUUUGUGAUCUCAGCGAUGCAUACAUGAAAAAAGCGACCGAUCAAAACAGGUAGAAGGGAAACAGAUAGUCUUAAUUGACUGGAAAGGGAGAGCGAAUGGUGAAUGAUGGAAAGGACAGAACAGAAUAAAAACUUAUCAUGUGUAUUGCAGGUACAAUCAGCGGUUCUGGUGACUAUUUCGCGCAGUAUCUCUCGCACAACAAAGAAUGGGAUUGGGUCCGGACGGCGAGAUUUGCAUUCCUUUCGAGCUGCUUUAUGGUGAAUGGGACUACAGAAAAAGAAAAAACCAAGCUGUGACACGUUUAGGCACCAUCAUUAUUCGUGUGGUUCAGAGUACUUGAGCGACUGCAAGGUGGCAGCAAAACGGUGUUGUUAGCUAAGAAAUUAUGUGUCGAUCAGGUGAUAACAGUUUUCAUAGGUAACUACGCUCUUGUUUCAGUUAUGUUUCAGUCCAUGUUUCAACGCUGCAAUUUUGUUCAAUUUACGCUUUUUACAACAUCAAUCCGCUGAUAAAUCACUGGAAUUGUUGAAAGAGGACUGGUUCAACAUUUACUCGACUAGUUUGCGGGUGCGUCACUGAAAUUGGCAUCGUUUUCAUGUUUUCUAGGACGAAAAUGGGUGUGACUGCCGGCCGUGUUCUGCGAGCGGAGCUGCCCAAAUUGAGGGGUUGACGGAUGAGAGAGAAAUUGUACCAAACGCGCUCAGAUUUUGUGUGUUGAUAAACAGAAAUAAGGGAUGACAGAGAACAAGAGAACGAAAAGAAGUUGGAUUCUGCCUUCUAUUCAAAACAAAGUGUUUUAGGUUUGGCCAGUCGUUCAAUUGGUUAAUUUCUGUUUUGUUCCGCUCAAUUAUCGGGUGAUUUUGAAUCAGGUAAGAGUUGAAAGUGUAAUUUAAAGAAAAAUUGGACAACCGGAAAAAUGAGGAAAUUUUAACGGAGACUUCAUUUUUCUGGGGCCGGGCUGAAAUUUUGCAAGUAUGGUGUCCAAUAACAAAUCCAUUUCAGGUUGUCGCAUUCUUCUGGAACUCCUAUCUUUCCUACAGCACCCAGAAGCCAAUAGAUCACAUUGAACAGUUUUAUUGA
This is a messenger RNA of Caenorhabditis sp. 36 PRJEB53466, 2078 nucleotides long. Lineage: Eukaryota; Metazoa; Nematoda; Chromadorea; Rhabditida; Rhabditidae. The record is from the annotation of a GenBank genome assembly.